Messenger RNA from Chaetomium globosum CBS 148.51, 1776 nucleotides. RefSeq lists its product as uncharacterized. The coding region runs from base 1 to 1776 and encodes 591 amino acids. The record is from RefSeq and is a predicted model, not a curated record. Lineage: Eukaryota; Fungi; Ascomycota; Sordariomycetes; Sordariales; Chaetomiaceae. The transcript has 5 exons.
AUGCACUUUGCCAGCGUUGCCUUGGCGUUUUUCGCCAUCGUUCCCAACGUUGCUGCGCAACGGCCUUCAGACAUAUCGAUUUGCGACUAUUACACCACCGCGCUGCUCAAAAAUAACACAGCUGACAACCAAUACAAUCUCUUGGUCGCGUUGGUCAACACGGUAGUCAUCGGAAACUAUACCCAGCCGAACGUUGACAUAACUGUACCCGGAAUCCUCGCCGAAGGGAUUUACAAUGGCACAAGCGUCAACCUGUUACCGUAUUUCGACGGAACGCUCAACAGCACCAACCGCGGUGGCAGUUCUGGGGAGUCGGUCAACUUUCUUGAUGGCGGAGGUGCCACCCCAUUGAAACAGAACAAGGCUGCCGAUGACGCGGACUCUAAGCAAUAUAAGCUUCUUACCCACCUGUACCAGUUUUUUGGCACCCUUCUCGGUUGCUCCAUGCAGGGGAUGUCCGUCUUUCCCACUUACCAGGGCAACCCAUCCAUGUUCAAAGUUCACAAGUUUAUGAACCUGAAGCCGGCUGAGCUCGGCUAUUUUGUCCAGCAGGUUGCCCUGGCUGGCGCUUCUUUCGGUGUCGCCAAGGAUGAUCUUGAGGGCGUCGGUAUGGCCUUGGAACAGCUGUUUGGUCUUCGCUGUGCCCCGCCGAUGGAGGUCGUGAAGAGUCAAGGCGCCCAGCUGCAAGCAAUUUGCAUCGACCAAAGCUGCCCACUCGCGCAAGAAGCCGUCUGCAGCAAGUACGACGCCCCAGAUAACGUCACUCCGGCCGGCACCUCAACGUCGGCCACGCCUGCGAGCUCUGCUACAAGCGCGGUAGCCACGGGAGGGGCUGAGCUGCGCCACCAACAAUGGCUGCGUGAGAAACCGCGCCUGUUGGGGGCUGGCCGUCAAACAACGAAACGACGCCUCAUUGACGCCAAAAACACUGUUUUCUCCCAGUCGUCUCCAGCACCAGCUCUCGCUGAGCGUGGCCCCCAUGGCUUACCAAUGCGUUUCGUUGUCCGCGGUGCCGGGCGCGGUUUCAAGCUCUGCGGCGAAGACGCCAAAGUCCCCAUCCAUUACAUCCAGAAACAACACGCACUUUUGUCCAAGCACGAACACCUCAUUUUACAUACCUCGGGCCACAAGAAGGACAAGUCCCCUCCUCUUAUCUCCAUCAAAAAAGGCGUCCUCGGUACCGCGCCCGUCGGCGGCAAAAACAGCAAAUUCCACGUUCCCAACUUUGAGAGUUACAACAUUGAGCUACACAAUAGCAACCAGAACAACGUCAUCGAGAUGAAGUACGAAGGCCGUAAGGGCUUGGCUAAAGACAAAUACGCCUUUACCCUGUUCUGCAACGGGCGCAGAGAAACCUUCCGCUGGUACGAGGCUGAUAGACUGAAUUGCCCUGAGGUGAGGGAGAUCCAUAAGCGCCAAAAGCCCAUUGUGAAGACGGGUAUGCCUAAGGAUACAAAGAAGAAGAGAAUUGGGACCAUGAUUACGGGUAGCUAUCUGAUUAGGGUCACUGAGGGCGCUCCACAGUGUCCGGGUAAUCCCAACGCUGUGCUUGGUUGGGACGAGAAAGGGAGAGAAAUUGUUGCUAGCUAUGCCAAGGGUGGCAGUGGGUUUAUUGGCGGGACCAAGAUGUUCUUCCAGUUUUGGGGCAGUGCGGCUAAGGGGCAAUUCGGGGAGGACUUCACCCGCAUUGCGGCCGUUACUGGGACGGCUUUGUGGAGGGAGCAGAUUGCUGAGCAGCAGGCUGCGCAACGACGGAGCCAAAACCUAAAUCGGUAG